AUGAGCUACAACCCCCGAAACCCAACAAAUGUCGUCAGGGCCAAUGCCUGGCCCGAUGCGGACUCGCUCUGCUUGGCAUUACUCCUUACACUCCUGGCUUCCCUCGUGCGAUGGUUCAUCUAUUUCGUCUACAGCGACAUCGUCUAUACGCAGCCAGCCGAGCGAGCCGCCGAACAGGCUGAGAAAGCUAUGGUCGAAGCUGUCCGGAUGGCACAAAUCAACGGAGCGCGGGCACUUGGGGAGCUACUGGAGGAGCUCAAGCACCUCAGGGCGGCGAUGGAAAUCAUUGCAGGGGCGGAGGUCUAG
Molecule: messenger RNA, 306 nt
Organism: Dioszegia hungarica
Lineage: Eukaryota; Fungi; Basidiomycota; Tremellomycetes; Tremellales; Bulleribasidiaceae
Exons: 2
Coding region: 1-306 (101 amino acids)
Source: RefSeq, a predicted model, not a curated record